AGAUUCAUAUGUCAUAAAAGAAAAUAUAUAUUCAUAUGUAUGUAUGUGCAUAUUCAUUCAAUUUCAAUGCUCAAUAUGCUUUUCAAAAAUACCAGAAUAGUGACGGCGGCAUUGAAGCAUAGAAGUCCAUUUUUCAAUGAUACUCAUUUCAGAGGGAAGAACUUUGGUAGUGGAACUAGUGUUGAUAAAACCAAAGAAAGAAACUACCGGAAGGAAAGCGAUACUUUUGGAGAACUUCAAGUUCCUGCUGAUAAGUAUUAUGGAGCUCAAACUCUUCGCUCUAAAAUGAAUUUCCCUAUUGGAGGAAAAAGAGAACAAAUGCCGAAAGAAAUAAUAAUUGCAAUGGGAAUAUUAAAAAAAGCCUCCGCCGAGGUGAAUAGAGAAUAUGGGUUAAAUAGCAAGAUAGCUGAAAAUAUUUCUAAGGCUUGCGACGAGUUAAUAUCAGGUAAAUUAUACAAAGACCAUUUUCCGUUAGUUAUCUGGCAAACAGGAUCUGGUACGCAAACAAAUAUGAACUGCAAUGAAGUUAUAAGUAAUCGUGCUAUCGAACUAAUGGGUGGUGAAUUGGGUUCCAAAAAGCCUGUCCACCCAAAUGAUCAUGUUAACAUGUCACAGAGUUCAAACGACACGUUUCCUGCUGCAAUUCAUAUUUCUGUGGCAAUGCAACUUAUCAAUACACUCAAACCGAAUAUUGAAUUUAUGCGGGAUGGUUUAAAACUAAAAUCGGAAGAAUUUAAGGAUAUAAUAAAAAUUGGACGAACACAUACAAUGGAUGCUGUACCUUUAACGCUGGGUCAGGAGUUCAGUGGUUAUACACAACAAAUGACUUAUGCUCUCCAACGAAUCGAUGCAUGCCUUCCCCGAGUAUAUGAAAUUGCUCUUGGUGGAACAGCUGUGGGGACAGGGCUUAACGCUCCCAAAGGAUUUGCUGAGAAAGUUGCGAAACGAAUUGCGGAAUUGACAUGCUUACCAUUUGUAUCUGCACCGAAUAAAUUCGAAGCGCUAGCAGCACGUGAUGCAAUGGUAGAAGUGAGUGGUGUUUUGAAUACAAUCGCAUGCAGUGUGUAUAAAAUAGCUAACGAUAUACGCUUCCUCGGUUCUGGACCACGAUGCGGUCUUGGUGAGUUGAUGUUACCCGAAAAUGAACCGGGUAGUUCAAUUAUGCCAGGAAAAGUAAAUCCCACGCAAUGUGAGGCAAUUACGAUGGUUGCCGGACAAGUUAUUGGUAAUCAUGUCGCAGUUACUAUAGGAGGAUCUAAUGGACAUUUUGAGUUGAAUGUUUUCAAGCCAUUGGUGGUCUCGAAUGUGCUCCGUUCUAUUCGACUACUAUCUGAUGCCUGUCGGACUUUUACCUGUAAUUGCAUAAAAGAUAUUCAUCCGAACAAAGAUCGCAUUAAUAAGAUAAUGAACGACUCUUUAAUGUUGGUGACAGCAUUAAACCCACAUAUUGGUUACGAUAAAGCUGCGCAAAUAGCUAAAACGGCUCACAAGAAUGGCACUACUCUUAAAGAAGAAGCAAUCAAUUUAGGUUACUUAACUGAACAACAAUUUAAUGAAUGGGUAAAACCACAAAAUAUGCUUGGACCGAAAUCAAUGAAACGGAGUGAUAAACUGAAUAAGUAACCGUUAUAUCCUAGGUACAUAUAUUAAUCAUACAUAUCAAUUUAAAUAUUGACUGUCACAAACUCCCUUACAAAUAAAGGCUAUUUAAAUUACACAGGCCAAGAAAAAAAUAUUGUCACUGUCAGGCUAUCAGCUUUAGUUUUUUAGAUAUUAGUUAUAGUUAACAAGUAAGGAAAGGCUAAGUUCGGAUGCAACCAAACAUUUUAUACUCUCGCAAUUUAUUGAUGUAAUUUUAUAAAGAUAAUACAAUUCGACCCAUAUAUUCAGCAUAAAGUCCAAUAGAAUAACGAAAAUCAUCAUAUAUAGUAUAUAAGGGCUGAGGUGAUUCCUGAACCGAUUUUACUCAUUUUCACCAACAAGAAAAAAUAUAUCGAAGACUAUAAACUUACUUAAUUUUGCUAAGAUAUAUCGCAUAUUAAACGAUUUAUAAAACCCAUCCUAUUUUUGAAAGACCUAUAAUUAGGAAUAUGGGAUCUAGGAAAAUUUAUGACCUGAUUUUAAACAUUUUUGGUAGAGAGACAAACUAUUAUAAGAAAGAGAUUACCUGUGAAUUACAUUUAAAUAUCUGAGAGAUUUACCUAUAUUUUCGGUGAAAAAUUAACCUUAUUGACUGAGUUCUUCAUAUUCGAUAUCCGGGGCGUUGAAAAUUUAUAGUCCGAUUUCGACAAUUUUUCCACAAGUCAAGCCACAUAUUUGUGUAAAGUUUUAUUCCCUUAUCUCCAUUGGUUCCUAAUGCAUAUAUUAUGAAGUGAACGAAUCAGAUGGAAAAAAUUUAGUGUUAUGGGAAGUAGGCGUGCUUGUGAACCGAUUUCGCCCAUUUUCCAUCCGUGUUAUCAAGGUGUCAAGAAAAUAUAUACCGAAUUUCAUUGGAAUCGGUGAAGUAGUUCAAUAUGGCUACGCCCAUUAUCCAUUUUGUAAAAAAAUCUGAGUGCAGCUUAUUUCUGCCAUUUCUUCUGUAAAAUUUAGUGUUUCUGACGUUUUUCGUUAGUAAGUUAACUCACUUUUAGUAAUUUUCAACAUAACCUUUGUAUGGGAGGUGGGCGUGGUUAUUAUCCGAUUCCUUUAAUUUUUGGACAGUAUUAAGAUGUGGCUAAAAGAAACGACUGGCUUAUAUAGCUUUAUUGGUUUUCGAGAUAUAUACAAAAAACCUAUUUGGGGUAUUUCAACUUCCCGGAUUUUAACUUCACUCGUCAUCCUGAUCAUUUAUAUAUAUAUAUAACCCCAUGUCUACCUCUUUUAAUUUUGCGUGAUACAAACAACCGUUAUGUGAACAAAACUAUAAUAUUUAAGUUUAAAAUUUUACACAAUGGAAACAAAUACAAAUUGGUCACUCAACAACUAUGAAAGAAGCAUACGACACUAUUGCUUUGGUAUUGAUAAAAAUAAAGUACACUGAGCAUCAAUGGGUAAUUUGUGUGGACUUAAAAAUGGUAAGUUUCCUUAUGAGUCUGCCAUGCUUUCUGUACAUAUGGGAUGGGUUAUUAACGACUCCUUAAUUGAACGAGACAAAAUCUUAUUCCCACCACUUCAUAUUAAAGUGGGCCUAAUGAAACAGUUGUGGAAUGCUUGGACCCCUUUUGUUUCUGUUGUUCAAAAUUUUCUGGGAAUUUUCAAGACUGACAAAUACAAUCAAGUGGUCAACAAGAGGCUCGACAGUUUUAGAUCCCUUGUGUGCAACAUGUUAGUGUUAUUGAACAAAUAUUUUUAUAUGUUGAACAUUAUUGAGACAUCGUAUUUCUUUAAGUGAAUGAAAAAUUCUGAUUUGAUGGGGCGAAUAGACGGUUUUGAUGAAUAGAGAUUUGAUAGAUGAAUUUUAUGUGGCAUAUCAAUUUACAUAAAAGAUAACUGGAAUGCUAUAAAGUUUUAUUUUGAAGACAACUAACCUUAUUAUGGGCUAUUGACGGGGUUAUUAUCUUAUUUUUUUCACAUGGUAUAAUGAGAUACUGAACGGAUAUGUUUACCGCAUGUUUGCUGGAUAAAGCUGUAGUAGUUUGCUAGUACAUAAAUCCUAUUAGGAGCGGGUCACACCGAAUAACUUUAAAGUUUGUUAUAGUACUUUAUGAUCUGAUUUGCUAAAUGCUGUUAUUAUGCUAUCAGUGUGUGUGUACAUGUACGAUCAUGUCUAUAGUUUAGCGCCUUCAAAGAUCAGUAGCGAAUUUGUAAAAUAGCAUUGACCACUUGGAAAGGCAUAUCAACCUUAUUUGCUGAUCAAACGGUUGAACCUCAAAUUAUAUACAUUAUGUUUGGUGUUUUCAGUUUAAGAGAACACAUUACAUGCGAUCACGUUCCAUGCCAAAGUCACCUUACUAAUAUUAAAUUUAUACCUGCUUUGCAUUUGACUGAGCUUUUUACGAAUAUGCGAACAUUAAAGUGAUCAGGGAGAAUUUAAUUUUAACGUAUUGAAGUUCAAACAAACGUUUUCCAGGUUUGACGAUAAGAACAUUUGUAUGCAUACCUUGAUACAUGUAUAUGUACGAGUACAUGUACGUUUACGUACAUACGUAUAUAUAUAUGUAUAUAGAUACAUAUAUGAGUUCGUAACAAUGCUACCAAAACACCACCAACGUGCCAGUUAGCUCACCUGACGAAUCUUAAUUGGCAAUUGGACAUGGGUGUAAUAUAAAUAUUUAUACGAGUGGGUACAUAUACUUAUCUACGUUCAUAUAUAUGAAUAUAUGUAAUAUGAAUAUGAGAUUUUUAACUCUUUGACUCGCAGCUUGUUUCAAAUCCAUUUUCUACAAUUUGAACCAGACUAUUAGAAGAAAAAGAUUCCCUAUGAAUUACAUUAAAAUAUCUUAGAAAUUUACCGAUAUUUUCGUUGAAGAAUUACUCAUAGGCACUGAAUUCUUGAAGGUCCUUGAAAAGUUAUAAUCCGAUCUCGACAAUUUUUUCUCAAGUGAUGUCACAGCUCAAAUACAGUAUUUGUGUAAAAUUUUAUUCCGCCAUCUUCAUUGGUUCUUAAUGUAUAUAUUAUAAAGUGAAGGAAUAAGAUGGAAUUCAAGAUUGAGUUACAUGGGAAUUGAACCCAUUUUUCAUCGGUGUCAUCAGGGUGUUAAGAAAAUAUUAUAUGUAUACUAAUUUUCAACAUAACCUUUGGCCCGUAAAGAAAGUGACUAGGGCACAAUAGGUAGGGCACAACCGUAGGUCGCAGUACAAUCCUCAAAUAAAAUCUAAGGGAAGUGACUGCAGAGAAAGUUUUGUAUAUAUGGCUUUAUUAGUUUGGGAGAUAUACCCACUCACAUAAGUAUACAUACGGUAACGAUUUUGGCCAUAUUUUAAAACAAAUCAAUAAAAAUGUAGUUUUGAUUUCACUAUUUGUAUCUAAUUUAUUUAAAGAUAUAACGCUUAAUAAAUUAGUUUGAACAAAUUGAUUAUUUGGGGCCGGGCCACGCCAACUACAUCCAAAUAUGCCAGUUCUUAGUAUAAUCCUCUGUACCAAAUAUUACUUUUAUAACUGUACUAGCAGACCGCUCCGGCUUCGCACGGGUUUAAACAAACAUUUCAAAAGUUAUAAGUUUUACACUCUCCCAUACAUAUGCAUCCCGUUUCCCCGUUGAGGAAAAUUCGAACAUGAAAUUAUACUUUAUUUGCAAUGAGCUUAAACUUGAUUAGUUCGACGCCAGUGCGGGCUUGUAGAUUUCUAAUAUUUUGUUCUUCAAGCGAUUUUCAGUUUCAGAAUAAGAUUCUCCAUCACGGAGUCGUUGUGAUACCCUCAACUGGGUAUUAUUCCCAGACAGUUGAGAUUCUAGCAAUAAAUAUAGCCUAUGUUACUCUGGGUGAAUGUAGCUUUCUAAUGGUGAAAGGAUUUUUGAAAUCGUCACAGUAGUUUUUGAGUUUAUUCAUUACAAACAUAUAUACAAAUCUUUCCUCUUUAUAAUAGUAGUAUAGAUUUAUGACUUAGUUAUGGCACUUCAUAGGUUUUGGGUUUCUUUAGAAUAUCUAAGAGAUUUAACGGUAUUUUCAGUAAAAAAAUUAGCAGGAGACAAUGAGGUCCUCACAUUCGGGUUUCAGGGCUUUAAACAGAUAUACUCUGAUUUCAGCAAUUUUUAAAUAAGCAAUGUCGGACCUCCAAUGCAGUUAUUUCGCUAUUUUUAUUGGUGCUUCAUUUAUUGAAAGGUGAAUGUAUCAAAUGGAAAUCUAAUUUGUGUUAAAUGAGAAUUAGUCAUGGUUGUCAACCGAUUCCGUCCAUUUUCAAAUUGUAACAUCAGAAUAUUGGGGGAAUAUUAUGCAUCAAAUUUCUUGAAAUUUGUCGAGCAAUUUAAUAGUAGAAGUUUCUUGCCAUCUUUUAUUUGAUGUUUACAUUAUUAAUAGUAGUUUUAAAGUUUUUCGCACAUUUAGUAGUUUUCAACUUUUGUAUGGAGGGUGGAUGUGUUUAUUGUCCGAUUUCACCCAUUUUUAUAUAGUAUUACGAGGAAUUAUACACGUUUUAUGAACGUGUCUGUGAACUGGUUACACCAUAAUUGGUGUUAUAAUCAUCUUACUAUGGCGACUAAAGUCAGAUAAUAACUCACCGAAAUAACACCAUGAUUGUUGUAUCGAAGAACGUCAAUUUCCUUCGUUAUUGCCCAUUAUUAAUGUCGUUUUUUCCGAUGGUUUGUGGUUGAUAAAAUCAGGCAUAUGCAGUAAACUUCCAGUUCAACUGUGAAUGAAACACAAGGCUAUGAUUUGAAAAUACACUGAAGUUACAAGUUUUGUAAUCGCUU
This is a messenger RNA of Zeugodacus cucurbitae (melon fly), 6326 nucleotides long. RefSeq names its product fumarate hydratase, mitochondrial. Bases 40 to 1623 code for a protein of 527 amino acids. NCBI's taxonomy places the organism in Eukaryota, Metazoa, Arthropoda, Insecta, Diptera, Tephritidae. The record is from RefSeq and is a predicted model, not a curated record. Gene Ontology annotation, biological process: malate metabolic process; tricarboxylic acid cycle; fumarate metabolic process. The transcript has a single exon. Gene Ontology annotation, molecular function: fumarate hydratase activity. Gene Ontology annotation, cellular component: tricarboxylic acid cycle heteromeric enzyme complex; mitochondrion.